CUGACACGCUUGCCUCCUCUUAGCUUGUAGGCACCAUCAAGCGCAAGCCUGCGAGCGCGCCCGAUGGCCGCACCGAUGACGAGGCACGCGGGACCGAAAUGGUCAAGGACACGAGCAUCCUCCACGACCUCACCCACCUCCGGGGCAAGGACGCGCUGAUGCUCGCCCAUGCGCUCAAGGAUCUCUCAGCGGGCGAGCCCCUCAACGACCGGGACCUGCUGCUCGAGCACGGCGUCUCGAUGCUGCAGAGUCUUCCGUCCAACUCGGGCCUUUCUCAUGCGAUCAGCAACGGCUUCAUCGGGAUGCUGUGGAAGGAUCUGCCUCAUCCACCCGGGACGACUGUGGGCCCCCAGGCCAUCUAUCGCUCGGCCGACGGGAGCGGCAAUGUGCCUUGGAACCCGGACAUGGGCAAGGCAGGCUCACCCUACUCGCGGACGGUCCCGCCAAUGACGCCCAAGAGCCCCUUCCUGCCCGACCCAGAGCUCGUGUUUGACCAGCUGCUGCGACGGAGGUCAUUCACCGAGCACCAGUCUGGCCUUAACCGCCUCUUUUUCAGCUUUGCCACGGUGGUCAUCCAUGAAUGCUUCCAAUCCGAGCACGGCAGGCCCUGGAUCAACCAGACGUCGAGCUACGUCGACUUGUCGACACUCUACGGCAACAAUCAGGAAGAGCAGAACCGGGUGCGGACAUUUGAAAACGGCCGCAUCCACCCAGACACGAUUGCGUCUGACCGCAUCAUGAUGAUGCCGCCCGGUGUCGUCGCCGUCCUGAUGCUCUUUUCGCGCCACCACAACCACAUCGCCGAGCGGCUGUCGAGCAUCAACGAGCAGGGCAAGUACAAGCCUUGGGUGGGACUGAGCGACACGGAGCAAAAGUGGCAGGACAACGACAUCUUCCAGCUGGCGCGCAACAUCAACGUUGCCUUUUUCGCAAAAGUCGUCCUGACCGACUAUGUCAGCGCCAUCCUCAACACCGUCCGGGCCAACACGGACUGGCAUCUCGAGCUGGGCGCCGAGAUCAAGGAGCUCGGUGGCAGCCGCCUCGAGCGCGGCACGGGCAACGUCGUCAGCUGCGAGUUCAACGUCCUCUACCACUGGCACGCUGCCCUGAGCGCAGCCGACGAAAAGUGGAUGCAGGACACCAUCAAGGCAGAGUACCCCGACAUUGACCCCGACGACGUCACGGCGCCGCAGUUUAUGGCCAUGGCCAAGAAGCACAAGGCCACCCUGGACGCCAUCCCGCCGAGCCAGUGGACGUUUGGCGGGCUCAAGCGCGGCGACGAUGGCCACUUCAACAGCGAGCAGCUCGGCGAGCUGAUCAAGAACUGCAUCGAGGAGCCUGCGCACGCCUUUGGCGCCCGCGGCACGCCCAGCUGCAUGAAGGUCAUUGAUGUGCUCGGUCAGCUGCAGGCCCGCAACGUGUUCAACGUGUGCACGAUGAACGAGUUUCGCAAGUACCUCAACCUCAAGCCGUUUGACUCGUUUGAAGAGUGGAACCCCGACAAGGACGUCGCCGCCGCCGCCGAGAAGCUCUAUGGCCACGUGGACCAGCUCGAGCUGUACCCGGGCCUGCUGGCCGAGGAGGCCAAGCCCAACAUGCCCGGCAGCGGCGUCAUGCCCGGCCACACCAUCGGCCGCGGCAUCCUCGACGACGCGGUGGCCCUCGUGCGCGGCGACCGGUUCCUCACCUACGACCUCAACUCGUCGACGCUCACCAACUGGGGCCUCUCGCAGCUGGUGCCUGUGCCCGGCGCCUACGGUGGCUUCUUUGCCCACCUCCUCUUCCGCGGCCUGCCCUACGCGUGGGGCCGCGGCUACAGCAGCUACAGCCUGCUGCCGUUCUACACGCCCAAGUCGGUCCGCCACAUUCUCUCCAAGAACAAGGUGCUGGACAAGUACGAAACGGACCGGCCGGCGCCCACGCUCAAGCUCCACGGCAUCCACUCGUUUAGCGCCUGCAAGGCUGCCUUUCACGACCGCGACACCUUCCGCGUCUUUUACGACCGCAACCUGCAGCCGCUCACGGCGCGCGCCGGCUUCUUUCUCGGCUACGACGACCACGCGCGCCACGACCCCAUGAAGAGCACCAUGCACGAGGCCUUUUUCGAGCCGGGCUUCGAGGCCCACGUCCGCGACUUUUUCCGCAAGCACACUGCCGCCGCCAUCCAGCAGAGCUCGCUCUCGUUUGACCGCGCCAAGGACAAGCGCCGCCACCAGCUCAACGUCGUCCGCGACGUCUUCAACAAGGUCCCCGUCCUCUGGGUCGCCGACAAGUACGCGAUCCCGCUCAAGACGGCCACCACACCCCACGGCCUCCUCUCGCCCUUUGAGCUGCAUGCGCUCCUCACGGCCCUCUUCAUCUACUCGUCCUUUGACAUUAUCCCCCACGCCGCCUGGGUCCUGCGCCAGGCCGCCGAGCAGUUUGGCCCGCUGAUGCGCAAGAUCCUGGCCGCGCGCAUGGCCAUCAACUCGGGCGUGCGCGAAAAGGUGCACGACAUCUUUGCCAAGGGCACCGCCUACGAGGUCAGCGAGCAGGCCGACCACCUGUACCACACGCUGAUCAAGAAAAAGGUGCCGACGGACAAGGCCGUGGGUGCGCUCCUGGGCACCAUGAUUCCCAUUGCGGGCAACCAGACGCAGCAGGCCGGCUUGCUCCUCGACCUCUUUCUCACCCCUGGCUACGAGUACGCAAAGGACCGCAUCGUCGAGCUGGCGGCGCGCGACGACGACGACGCCGACGCCGAGGAGGAGCUCGAAAUGUGGGUCUGGGAGGGCAUGCGUGUCGCCGGCGUCGUGCCUGGCCUGCCACGCAUGGCCGCCCGCGACGUGACGGUGCCCGACGGCGACGGCGGCCGCACCGUCGACAUCAAGGAGGGCGAGCAGGUCAUCCUGGCCACCAGCAAGGCCCACCUCGACCCGGCCCAGUUCCCCGACCCGCUGCGGCUCGACCCCAAGCGCGACAGGAAGAGCUACAUCCUCAUGGGCUCUGGCCUGCACCUCUGCUUUGGCGCCCGGCUCGUGGCGCCGAGCAUCGUUGCGAUGCUGCGCGAGGUGUUCAAGCUCAAGAAUGUCCGCCGCGCGCCCGGCAUGCCCGGCCGCUUCAUCAAGAUGCACGAGGAUCUGGGCCACGUCCACGAUGCCGCGCGCAUCCACCUCUACCUCGACACCAACUCGCGCGAGGGCCCCGUGCCGAGCACGCUCAUGAUCGAGUACGACGAGUGAUUCGCAGUUCACUUGGCGUCAGCACCGGACUGUCAAUGCAAUGCAAAAUAGUGUCGACUCCUUGCAAUGGCAUUGAUAUACACUACUACUAUGCGGUGUCGAAGUGGAGAUGCACCAGAGGAAUGCGCGUAAAGAGCC
Molecule: messenger RNA, 3359 nt
Organism: Acaromyces ingoldii
Lineage: Eukaryota; Fungi; Basidiomycota; Exobasidiomycetes; Exobasidiales; Cryptobasidiaceae
Product: heme peroxidase
Exons: 5
Coding region: 99-3221 (1040 amino acids)
Biological process (GO): response to oxidative stress
Molecular function (GO): heme binding; iron ion binding; peroxidase activity
Source: RefSeq, a predicted model, not a curated record